UGUCCUAAGAAUCAACGAAACGUCGGUUGGACAGAGCUCCUAUCCUGCGACUGCCUUCGAUUUGCACUUUGUUCUAUAAACUCGAAAAAAGAAAACCAAAAAUAGAAAAGAGCAGCCCCCGACAAACUACUCCGGUUUUCUUCCAAUAUUUCUGGGUGCUACCAAUUUUUUUUUGGUUCGGGGACACAAAAAGAAGAAGCAAAAGCUUUAUACGACCAAAAGAGAAAGCUUUGUUAAAGAGAUGGCAGACAAUCAAGAUUUACCUGAGGCAACUGUUCAAAACAUACUGGAUCAAGAGAGCCUAAAAUGGGUUUUUGUUGGUGGCAAAGGAGGUGUGGGUAAGACCACUUGUAGCUCGAUUCUUUCGAUCCUCUUGGCUCGGGUCCGAUCGUCUGUCUUGAUUAUUUCCACGGAUCCUGCUCAUAAUCUCAGCGAUGCUUUUCAACAAAGAUUCACAAAGACUCCCACUUUGGUCAAUGGCUUCAACAAUUUAUAUGCCAUGGAAGUGGAUCCUAAUGUGGAAAAUGAAGAUGUGGGUGGACCUGAAGGAAUGGAUAGUUUAUUUUCUGAGUUGUCAAAUGCAAUUCCAGGAAUUGAUGAGGCAAUGAGCUUUGCAGAGAUGCUUAAAUUGGUGCAAACAAUGGAUUAUUCUUGCAUUGUAUUCGACACUGCUCCUACUGGACAUACACUUAGGCUUUUACAGUUUCCAGCUACAUUGGAGAAGGGACUUGCAAAAAUGAUGUCAUUGAAAAGCAAAUUUGGUGGCUUAUUAAGUCAGAUGAGCCGCCUUUUUGGGGUUGAUGAUGAAUUUGGGGAAGAUGCAAUUUUGGGGAGGCUUGAAGGCAUGAAAGAGGUGAUUGAACAAGUUAAUAAGCAAUUCAAAGACCCAGACUUGACAACCUUUGUCUGUGUUUGCAUUCCAGAGUUCCUCUCUCUCUAUGAAACAGAGAGACUGGUGCAGGAACUCACCAAGUUUGAGAUCGAUACACACAAUAUUAUCAUUAACCAAGUAAUUUUUGAAGAUGAAGAUGUUGAGUCCAAGUUAUUAAAAGCAAGAAUGCGGAUGCAACAAAAGUACCUUGAUCAGUUUUACAUGUUAUAUGAUGACUUUCACAUCACUAAGCUGCCUCUGCUGCCAGAAGAGGUUACUGGGGUUGAAGCUCUCAAAGCAUUUUCACAUCAUUUUCUUUCACCAUAUCAACCAUCCAGCACUAGAGGAACAGUUGAAGAACUGGAGCAAAGAAUAUCCAUGUUAAAGCAGCAGGUAUCAGAUGCUGAAGCAGAACUUGAGAAACUCCAAAAAGGAAAAGAAAAGGUCUGAUUGCUGUAUAUGACUUCAUAUGGCCCUUUUCCUUUUGGCUAUUCAAUCGGCCACAAGAUAAUAUCAUGUGGCAUCCUCCUCGCUAGGCCGAAAGAGAAUUUAGCAUUUUAUUUUGUUGCUGGAUAAUGCUACUACAUAGCAUAAUUUAUUUUAGAAAAAUUCUUUACAACACUUCAUUACAAUUGACAUGCAUAUCACGUUUUUAAGGUAUUCCUUUUUGCUGCUUGGCAUAAGAUGAGAUUCAAGAUUUGGUUGUAAUACUUAAAUACCUGGCUGGCAUGGAAUUUCUAUGAAUAACAGGUACUCAUAAAGAUCGUUA
Durio zibethinus is the source of this 1640-nucleotide messenger RNA. The record is from RefSeq and is a predicted model, not a curated record. NCBI's taxonomy places the organism in Eukaryota, Viridiplantae, Streptophyta, Magnoliopsida, Malvales, Malvaceae.